Strongylus vulgaris is the source of this 240-nucleotide messenger RNA. The record is from the annotation of a GenBank genome assembly. NCBI's taxonomy places the organism in Eukaryota, Metazoa, Nematoda, Chromadorea, Rhabditida, Strongylidae.
AUGCAGUGCCGAACUUUCCGUCUUAUUCUACUUGUUAUCGCCCUGCCUCCUGCCAUUUCUGGUGAGCACGUUCCAACGCCAUUGAGCAAGGUGAUACUCUCUGGAAAUUCAGAUAUCAACUCAACUGGGAAAUCAUCAAAGCCAAUCAAUGGCCAUAACCGAGAACAAAUUACUCAGAGACCCACACUGUUCAGCGAAGAGGACGAGUAUGACGAAGAUGAUGAGGAGGUGGGUUCUUAA